Symbiodinium sp. CCMP2592 is the source of this 621-nucleotide messenger RNA. Lineage: Eukaryota; Dinophyceae; Suessiales; Symbiodiniaceae. The record is from the annotation of a GenBank genome assembly.
AUGGUCGUUGCGAAUGGAGAUGCCUCUUCGACUGGGGUGAGGCCGUCGAUGCAUGGCAUUUGCCCUCCCCCCUCUGGGCUGUCUGGGGGCACGUGCAGACCGUUUGGCAGCUCCCUCGGACCUGGCAUCGCUUCUGGAAAUGCUGGCACGCAGUUGAUCGCCUUCAUCCCUGGGAUUCAGGUGUCAAAUCUGCCUUUCGUGUCCUCCGGGCUGCUGCUGAAACGCGUUGCUCAUCGUCUCGUGAGCCUCCGGCCGCCCUUCAGAACCUUCUGGCUGCCACUGUCUCUUUUCGGCAGGUGUGUCUUCGCGUCCGCUUUGGCGGUGCAGUGUGGUGCUGGGGCGUCCCCAGCCGGGAUGGGAUCUCGGUCCUCCGGCGUCUUCUUCCCGAUGCCACUUUCCGCAUUGCCAAUUUGGAUGGGGGUGCCGUUUUCGCUGCGCACCAUCCAUCUUGUCCUGCCUCGUGGUGGUCUGAGCUGCUUGCUCUUUGCUCUCCGGCUCCGCGGGGCCCUUCUCCCUGUGUUCGUCCUCUUCGAGCCACCUUCAUUUUCCGCACGGAGCCGCUGGGUCACGCCUAAGGUGUUUCUCGCCUCCUGCGCUUUUGCCUGCGAUGACUCACAGUGA